AUGGAGACACAAGACGACAGCAUCGACAUUGCACAGCUGCAACGCGUCGCGCUGGGGCUAGACCUUGCACCAUCCCAACUCCUGCUGGACGAGUUGGAGACGAUCAAUUCUCCUCCUCCUAGGGCCCUUGAUGAUAAUAAUCGCGAAAAUAACCAACCCCCGGACUUUAAUGCGUCGUCCACUAACCCGGAAGUCGUUCGACAAUCGCCGGCCAGGUCGAUUUCUCGAGAAGAGCAUGCUGCUGCACCCUUGAAUGACCGGAAACGGUUGUCCGGGUCUAAAGACGUCCCCGAAAGUCCUCUGCCCGUUGGACAUACCGCGAAGAUGGGUUCCGCAGACGGUGUCCCGUCAGACACUCAGGUCAUUUCGCAGUCGGUGUUUGACGAUAUGAUCAGACAAAACAAGGAUGCAGCUAGAAAUGCGUCCGACAGCAAUAUUGUGGAGCGGGCUACAAUGAUGACUUUGCACGAGGGUGACAGUGGCCAUGUAGAUUUGUUGUCUGGGUUCGAGAACACAUGUCCCGAUAUCAUCGAUGCCGAGGACAAUGAAGACCAAAACAGCUCCAAGUUAGGAGAAUCAUCGCCCAUGCACUACCAACCGAACCUCUUCCCUGAAUCUCAGCGGUUCUUGACAAGCACACCAGCGACAGCCUUCAAAUUAGGCCAGCCCGAGUGUUCCAACUCAGAGACCCCAUGCGUUUCAAAGAAUCCUCUUGCAUCGGACAUUCAAUCAAGCGGUGGGAUCAUGGCACUGAGCCAGGUGUUCAAGGCAACACAGGCUCCGUCGUCUCCAUUGGUUUAUGGUCAGCAGCCCGACCUCAUGUCCGACCGACCUUCUCCAAAUCUCCCCAUUCAAAAUCAUCCGCUAGCCACCGUGCUAUCUUCUCCUCUGAACGCGCUCGCCGCAACCUUUCCGCAAGACCGCUCGGAGACGCCAAUGGCCUACAUCAGCAUGAAAGAGUCUCAGGCAAGACGUGACAGGAAUUUGCAAGAAAGGAUGACGCGUUCCGCGGAGCACAUAUAUGCAGAGGACCAGAGCGACGGCGAGUUUGAGAAGGAACCUAGUUUUGUGGAGCGUAUCAUCCGCCAGAGAACGAUCGAUCAAGAAGCUUCGGCGCAGUUUGCUGGAGUUGCAGCCCCGGCAAGAGCGUCAAGCCGACGGAGAACCGGCGAAGAAACCACUUCUCCAUCCAGCAAGUUGAAGCAACGAGAUCAGGAAGAUGCGCUGAAAUGCCCUACCUCUUGUGCUGACACUCACAAAAUUGAUGCGGCGCUUCAAUCGGGUGCGAUUAGUGAAGCCGAAACUGAACAUGGUGGUGACUUGGCACGAUCUCAACCUACUCAGCAGGCUCCCAGUCUCUCGACCGAUGAAGACAAGGAGAACUUGAACAAUGAUUCGGAAUAUUGUCUUCCUAUUACAGCUUCUGCGCAUGACCGACUUUCUCAGGCACUCUCUCUACAUGACGACUCAUUGGCCCAGGAAGAUAUUCAACUGUCUCGCAGUCCUGACCGAAACGCAAGCGAGCCUAAAGCAAUAUUGGAGACCAUGGUUGUGAAAGAUUCUCAACAAUCUCCUCGGCAAGAAGACCAUGGGCACCACGAUAAGGUUGUCACGAAUAGUCCGUGGCAUCACAGCGAACGGCCUCGUUCCCGGGUGCGAUACCAUGGUGAUCCCUCUGACCGGGAUAGGGUUAUUUCAUCCCCCACAAGGCCUUUAGCAUUGCGCUCGUCUCCGCCUCCCCCAGAGUGUGAACAAGACCAAGUGCUACACCCGGCCCAUCUUAACCGCGCAACGACGCGUAGUCGGUCAAGCUCAGCGAGCUGUCACGAUUCCUCCAGUCAGCUUCCAAGGGAUGCAUCCUCGGGCCAGGAAGUUGCGACAACGCAAUCUAGCCGAAAGACCAAGGGGACCGGACCCAAGGGCGCAACAGUAGAUCCUCGUGAAAAACCCUCCUCCAUGCCCUCUCGCGUGGCUGAAACACCUGUGCCCCAACGUCCGAGGGGCUUCGGUGAUGUAAUCCCAACGACGAGCGUUCCCGAGACUAGUCCUAACACAAUACACAAUCAGAGCUGGGCAGACGAUGUGGAUAAUGACCCUAUGGAUCAAGAGGAUGAUGACCUGCCCCCUGCUUAUCCUACUGAGCAAGGGCGCAUCAGUCACUCUCAACCACUUAUCCCUGAGAGUUCGACCCCAGCUAGACCUUUCCGCACUGCCAAAAUACUCUCGAGCCCAAGCGGGAGACAGCGCAGGGCGCUAACAGAGAUAGCUGCCGAUGCUUCGCCUCAAGCUGGAACUGCUCUCGUCGAUGUUGAUAUUGGCAUUCUCACAGCCGAUGAUAAGGAAUUUAGUUCCGUGGUCUCUGCGUCCCCGAUCCCACCGAGGAAAAAGCGACGUGGAAAUGGGCAGAACGUAUAUGCAUCUGAUCCGAUAUUACCUUUCAAGCCUCAUAUCACUCCUCAGCAUGCUCAAUCUCAAAAUGGCGAGAAGAUCACGGUACAGAGUCUGCAAACUGAUGAGUCCGUGGACAAGUCUGAAUCGAGCUUCCUAAAGAGAUCGAGGUCUUCCAGGCGAAUGGGGACAGUAUGGGAGGUGGAGGAUACCCCUCAAUAUCACGUUUCCCGGAAAGAAAGGUUGAAAAACCUUGCUCGCCCUCAUGCUGAGGCAGACUCAGGGCCUCGCCCAUCGGAACCGGCAGAGGAUAUGAAUGUGCAUGCCGGGGAAAAAGAGGAUCUCUGUCAGGGAAGUCUUGAGGUUCCACAGGACAAAGGAGAGAAAAUGAAGGAUAAGUCCCCAGAGCCAAUGCGCAAUGACGACUGCGAUCUAGCCAGUUCGAUUCACGGAGAUACCUCUCCGAUCGCGCUGAAUCAAGUCAUUGCUCCCUGGAGUGGCCAGAAACGGGCAUAUUAUCCUGCAACUUGUCUCGGCAAGCCACCCGGCAUCUCGCAGUCCCGAGUCUUGGUCAAGUUUGAAGACAGCGUUCCCCUUGAAGUGCCGAUGGGCGCUGUCAAACGACUGGAAUUGAAAAUCGGGGAUGCUGUAAAGGUUGACAUGCCCAAUGUCCCCAAGGUGACACAUAUCAUUCGCGGCUUUGAGGAUAGGGUUAGCGCUGAGGACAUCACAAAGGCUGCCUCUGACGGAGGCCUUCCAAUCACCGAUGUAUACGGGUAUACUACUUUGUUACUCGGACCGAAACAACGCAAGAGCCUUCCGACCGGUGGGCUGACGGGGCCUGACAAUCUCAUCAAGGUUCCCGUAUCGCGGAUCUAUUUGGACACGAUCUUGUGGAAUCAGCUCAAAGGUCGAGCUUUCACCUACAGUUCGGGAGCUGCGCAUUCCGAAAGCAGGCUCCAAACGCCUUCUGACAGGUAUUCCACGCCAGCAUCUCCGGGUUCACGGCUACCGCGAAGCAUUCGCUUGUUGAACGGUAUUUUCGCGGGCAUGGUGUUCGCUGUCUCCUACGGUGAUAAUGACGAAGCCAAAUCUCGUAUCACAAAGAUGAUCCUGGACAAUGAUGGGAGCAUUUUGAAGGACGGCUUCAGUGAGCUCUUUGAGUUGCCUUCGCACGCACCGCUUACGACUCCGACAAAAUCACCAGCGUCAGGUGCGAACUGUGACAAUGGCCAGUUCCGUCUGGCACCUAAUGCUGAAGAAGUGGGAUUCGCUUGCCUCAUCGCCGAUAAGCAUUCUCGCCGCCCGAAGUACAUGCAGGCGCUGGCCUUGAAUAUACCCUGUCUAUCAGACCGCUGGAUUGAGGACUGCGUUGCCCAAAACCGAAUCCUGGAUUGGGAAAUAUAUUUGCUCCCUUCGGGCGAAUCUAUAUAUCUCAAUGGAGCAACGAAAUCAAGGUUCUUGGCUCCGUAUCCGGCUACAACAGCGCGACUACCGGAUACCAUUGCAGCUCGCCCCAACUUACUCAAGGACCAAGUUGAACGUGUGCCUGAUCUCAAGUCGGCGAGAGCAAGCCUGGACCAGCAGGCCGCUGCUGGCACUGGAUGCACCUGGGAUUGGAUCUACGUCGACGGCGAUGAGAUGGCCUCGGCAAAGGCCGCGAUUCUUGGUUCCUCAAUGCCCGGCACACUCAAGUCUCAGUCAUUUAAGGGUACGAAGAAGCGCAAGAGGACCGAGCUGGUUGAGUCUAUCGAUGGCAGCGAUAUAGGCUUAAGUACCAGUGUCAGGAUAGUGGGCAAUGAGUUUGUUUGUCAGAGUCUCAUACUUGGGAGACUGUUCGGGCAGUGA
Molecule: messenger RNA, 4236 nt
Organism: Aspergillus novofumigatus IBT 16806
Lineage: Eukaryota; Fungi; Ascomycota; Eurotiomycetes; Eurotiales; Aspergillaceae
Product: chromatin-binding protein RAD9
Exons: 3
Coding region: 1-4236 (1411 amino acids)
Biological process (GO): DNA damage checkpoint signaling; positive regulation of transcription by RNA polymerase II
Cellular component (GO): nucleus
Molecular function (GO): histone binding
Source: RefSeq, a predicted model, not a curated record